AUUGUCCUCCAUGCAGCAGUCCCAGCCCACCUUGCACCGAGAUAAGAAACAGUAAUCUGUGAGCAGUCCUGUCCAGUUUCCCUCAGGUGGCCCUGCUGACUGAGCUCCACCUGCAGCUCCCUUCUGUUUAAAGCCUUCAAUCAGAGCAGUUCGCCUUAAAAACACAGAAAUGAGCAUCAACAGUGACAGACGGAUAGAGAUGGAGGAGACCAUCCGGAACCCGGGUUAUAAGGAUGCAGACGACAGCGGGUCUGGCCGGUCUGCGGCGAGCAGCUCCAGGUCUGACACCGAGGAGAGACGCGACUCCAGGGCGGUGAAGCUGGAUCAGUACGCGCAGAUCAAACCUUACGCAGGGAUGCCCAAAGAGGUCCUGCUGCUGCACUCCUCUAAGGCCCGCUACCGGGUCCCCAGAGAGAUCCUGUUCUGGCUCAUAGUGUGCUGCACCUUGGCGCUGGUGGCGGUCACCAUCACCAUUAUCGUGCUGUCCCCCCCCUGCAUGGGCUGGUGGCAGAUCACCCCGGUCUACCAGGUCUACCCCCGCUCCUUCAAGGACUCCGACGGGGAUGGAGUAGGAGACCUGAAAGGAAUCAAGGAGAAGCUGGAUCACUUCCUGAACCUGAACAUCAAGGCUGUGUGGAUCAGCCCUUUCUACCGCUCCCCCAUGAAAGACUUCGGCUACGAUGUGGAGGAUUUCAGAGACAUCGACCCCCUCUUUGGGAACAUGCAGGACUUUGAAGACCUUCUGGCCGAAAUGCACAACAAGGGGUUAAAGCUGAUUAUGGACUUCAUUCCCAAUCAUACCAGCGACCGCCACCGCUGGUUCAACCUGAGCCGUACUGGAGACCCUCACUACAAGGAUUACUAUGUGUGGACAGACUGUAAUCCUGCUAACCCAAAGCCUAAUAACUGGGUGAGCAUCUUCGGAAACUCAUCAUGGACUUAUGAUAAGGUCAGAAAGCAGUGUUACCUUCACCAGUUCCUCAGUGAGCAGCCAGACCUGAACCUGAGGAACCCGGAUGUCGUCCAAGAGAUCAUUGAUCUUAUUCAUUUCUGGCUGGAGAAGGGGGUGGAUGGGUUCCGGAUGGAUGCAGUGAAGCACAUGCUGGAAGCAGCACAUCUGAGAGAUGAGCCGCAGGUGGAUCCAGACAUGCCGCCGGAACUGGUAACUACAGAGUGGGACCUGUAUCAUGACUACACCACUAGUCAGGUGGGUCUGCACGAUAUGCUGAGAAAGUUCAGGGCAGAGAUGGACACCUACAGCCGAGAGCCUGGCAGAUACAGGUUCUUGGUGACAGAAUCCUAUGAUUAUCAGGAAGUGGAGAAGACUAUGAUGUACUAUGGAACCCCACUGGUUAAAGAAAGUGACUUCCCCUUCAACUUCUACCUGCUGGACCUGCCUCAAAACGCCAGCGGCUGGUGGGCUAAACAACUGGUGGACUUCUGGAUGUCCAACAUGCCCAAAGGAAAAUGGCCCAAUUGGGUGGUGGGGAACCAUGACAGGCCCAGAAUCGGUUCCAGCGCUGGUCAGAUUUAUGUCCGCGCUAUCAACAUGAUGCUACUGACUCUUCCCGGGACGCCAACAACUUACUACGGCGAAGAGAUCGGCAUGGAGAACAUUAACAUCACGCAAAGUCAAGUACAGGACCCUGCUGGGAAAUACAACGUGAGUCUCAGUCGGGACCCUGAGCGGUCUCCAAUGCAGUGGAGCAGCGAGAUGAACGCAGGAUUCAACGCCAAAUCUAACCUCACCUGGUUGCCUGUUCAUCCUGACUAUCAAAGUGUGAAUGUGGAGCUCCAGAUGAAUGAUGAAGGCUCCGUCCUCUCUCAGUACAGCUUCCUGAACGGCCUUCGUCAGUCGGAGCUCCCAUUUCUGCGUGGAUGGUUCUGUUAUGUCCUCGCUGAUAACAACGUCUUCUCUUACAUCCGAGAGCUAGAUGGACACAAAGAAGCUUACCUGAUAGUGAUUAACUUUGGCAAAGGCUCCACCACCACAGAUCUCUCUGCUAUACAGGAGCUACCUGAGCAGCUGCAGGUGCUGAUGAGCACAAACCGAGCCAACGACAACAAAGUCUUCCAAAAAUCUCAAAUUGUGACCGAGCCGGGAGAGGGUUUGGUCAUUCGCUACUCCACCUACACUCGCUUUCAUCCUAACCAUCCUGCAGAAUGCUACGUCUCUGAGAAGGCCUGCUAUUUAGAGACUGUCGGCAUCCUUUAUAAAUGCUGAAGAAAACCGUUUAUUCUCACAAAUCAUUCUCCACAGAUGGAUUUUAAUGCAGA
Messenger RNA from Cyprinodon variegatus (sheepshead minnow), 2277 nucleotides. RefSeq names its product solute carrier family 3 (amino acid transporter heavy chain), member 1 (gene slc3a1). The transcript is spliced from 10 exons. The record is from RefSeq and is a predicted model, not a curated record. The coding region runs from base 170 to 2224 and encodes 684 amino acids. Lineage: Eukaryota; Metazoa; Chordata; Actinopteri; Cyprinodontiformes; Cyprinodontidae. Gene Ontology annotation, biological process: carbohydrate metabolic process; amino acid transport.